Molecule: messenger RNA, 441 nt
Organism: Lottia gigantea (owl limpet)
Lineage: Eukaryota; Metazoa; Mollusca; Gastropoda; Lottiidae
Exons: 2
Coding region: 1-441 (146 amino acids)
Source: RefSeq, a predicted model, not a curated record
AUGCAGUUGGUAGACAGUCAAAACAGUAAAUAUGUUAGGGAAAACAACUACAAUCAACGACAAUAUCCAAGGUUUGCUAUACAACAACUGGUGGCUAGGUUUGCUAUACUACAACUGGUGGCUAGGUUUGCUAUACAACAACUGGUGGCUAGGUUUGCUAUACAACAACUGGUGGCUAGGUUUGCUAUACAACAACUGGUGGCUAGGUUUGCUAUACAACAACUGGUGGCUAGGUUUGCUAUACAACAACUGGUGGCUUGGUUUGCUAUACAACAACUGGUGGCUAGGUUUGCUAAACAACAACUGGUGGCUAGUGCCUGUCGUGGAUGCGCUCAAUCGGACUGUGCUAAUCAAUCCAGACUCACAAUGUAUUUCUCUGAAGUAGGAAAUAUAAGACGAAGCCCAAGAAAAUUUAAACAAGUCAAAUACAAAAACGUCUAA